AUGUUAACCAGGUGGUUAACUUUCACAGCCUUCCUCGCCGUCCCAGCCAAUCCAGGAAAAGGAGCUACCAGCCAGGGCACUCUGACUGUGGCCCCCACCUGCCAGGUCAAAGGUCAUCCAGAGGUGGAGCUGACUUUACACUGUGGAGAUGGAAAGGAUUUAGGUGUGGUCCAGUACUGGCACACCCCCUUUGGAGACCUCCACACUCCUGGUUCCCAUGGUAAACUGGACCCCGUCGUCAUGCACCAUGACGGGAGCCUGCUGGUCCCCAACACCAGUGCUCUCCACAGUGGCCUGUACUACUGCCUCCUGCAGCACACAGAGGGAACUACACUGUGGCCGUAUGAGCUCCACGUCGGUCACGAUGGUCAAAACCUUCAGGAACUGGGAGAAUACGAGCGAAGCAGCCGCUGUGCUGCGCUCAGGUUCAGGAGGGAUGCUGAGUCUGAGGAGGCGAAGCAGGCAGGUGUUUCAGCCGAGCUGUUUGCAGGAGCUGUGGCUGCAUCAGUGCUGCUGACCUUUGUGUUGGGAUUCAGCAUUGGAGCUUUUAGCAGGACUCAUGUUCUCAGGUGUUUAGGGGCAGUCAGGGCAAAGCUGCGGUCACCAAAACGAGGACGAAAGCGCCAAAACGACACAACUGACCACGGCCCCGAGGUCAGCAUGGCAACCCUGCCGCCCACGAACGAGAACCCGGCCUCUGAAAACGACCAGGUGGUGCACAACAACUCUGCGCCUAACCUGUCUCCUCCUGCCAAACCUCAGAGAAGCUUCCGGCACAAACGAGAGGAAGACGAGCCACCAGAGACCACUGCAUAUCUGGAAGGAUGUGACUACAAGGAGGAGGAGGAGGAGGAGGAAGAAGAGGGAAGAUGUGCAGAGAACAGAAAUAAAGGCAGUGAUAAGGAGUUAGAAGAGGGGGAGAAAGAGAGCCGGUUUGGUCGCUUGUAUCUGAUAGGAGAGGAUGGAGAGAGUCAAAGUGAAACAGAUGAGGAUGAGGAGGACAAACAUGGAAGCGAGAGCAGGGAGGUGAAGAUGAGUAUGGUGCAGGAGGAAGAGGAGGCGGCGGCCGGUGAGGAGAAAGAUGGAGAGACGGAGAUUUCCAGAGAUUCUGAAAAGUCAUCUUUUGAAAGUGAAGAUGAGGAGACAGGAGGCAAAAACCAGGAGGUGACCGAUCAAGGAGCGCUGCCGCCCUCCCCACCACGCCCAGCCCGCCGCAGCCGCGUCAUCCGCCUGUACCAGUAUGACGAGGACGGCCAGCGAUACGGCCACCUUCCAGACCCUGGCCCCGACGCUCCUCUCCCCGCCCCCAGAUUCAAACAGCGCUCCGUCUCUCUGACGCGCCUCUCCGCCAUCAUGGCUGCAGCCUCAACAGGGCCACUGGACCAGAGACAACAGGAAGAAGGAUAGUGAGCAGACGUCAAACUUCCACAUGGACAUUUGAUAGAUGCUACAGAGAGUGGACAAAAUAAUGACAACACCAUGGCUCAAGUCGAGUCCAGCUCUACAAACUUUGUUUGGAAGGGUCGCCACAUUUAGCGCCACAAACCGAGCCUGCGUUACGCUUUACUGCUACACCUGAGGACAAUAAAGGACAAAGUCUCACACAUUCUUCAAGUUUCCAAAGUAAAAUAAUUAGGGGGCACACCAUAUAAUGCACGAGUGGGGAGUCCAUUCUUCAAAAGUUAAAUGCUUUCUUUGGCACAGAUGUUCAGUGCAUAUUAUUAUUAUUAUUAUUAUAAGUUAUAUUUGCAUUAUAACUAUAUAUAUUAUAAUUUCCACUCAUGCUUACUUGCAGAUCUGAGUUGCACUGAUUUGAUUAUCUCAGAAAAUCUGCAAAAAUGUACAAAAUAA
Molecule: messenger RNA, 1851 nt
Organism: Neolamprologus brichardi
Lineage: Eukaryota; Metazoa; Chordata; Actinopteri; Cichliformes; Cichlidae
Source: RefSeq, a predicted model, not a curated record